UCCUACCUACCUGUCACUGCGCUGAUCCACAGAAAUGUGGCUUCACCAGCAGAAAAGACAAGGUGCCUCUGUUCUCGACCUCACUCUCUCCCGGACCUGACAGUUUGAAUAACUCGGUCAGAAUGACAUUUGUUGCUGGCAGUAAAAUGGACUGGCUGUACCCAAGAUGUCACAGGGAGUUCCUAGCUCAAACUCUCUGUCGUUUGGGAUUGUUCGUGAUCUGUAUGGGAAUGGUGUUGACCAUGUCCAUGUAUCCCAUGCUGAGAGCCCUCGGUGUCCAGCUCCAUUCUGCCUUCAUGGGGAGCUACGUACCUGGACACCACUCUGUCCUCCUCAUCAACUGCCCCAACGAACAGGCAGCCAAGGACAUAGGCAGAGCCCUUAUGGAGAGGAGGAUGGCAGCAUGCAUCAAUAUUCUGCCCAGGACCUACACCAUGUAUUACUGGAAAGGGGAGAUUCAAGAUGCAACGGAAAUUCUGAUGUUUGUGAAGACGAGGACCUCGAAGAUCCAGAGGGUCACAGACUUUGUCAAGUCUGUCCAUCCCUAUGAGACUCCAGAGGUGCUGAGUUUUCCAGUUGAGGACGGGAGCCUGCCAUAUAUGAAGUGGAUGGACGAGGCCGUUCCUGACGACUGACGAAUCAGGGAGCAUAUCCCCAAUGGUCUGUGAUCUUAUUGGAUGUGAAUCUCCAACCGGUUGAUUAACAGGAGAGUUAGGCCACAGGGUUGGCUGGGAACCAGGAAACUUUGGAUUGGAUCGAGGGGUUCAAAGUUUAAACUCUUGCUUUUGAACUCUCAAUCCACAGAUGAUAACUGUUUAGCUUCCACCAGAGGGGUAUACUACAAAGCAGGAUCAAUGAGUUAGCCAGCAGAAAUAACCACAUUUAUGGUUCAUUAAGAAAGCUAAACUUACAUAUGUGUUUUUCGUUGUUGAGUCAACUAAAUAAUGUCAAUUUCAAGCUUAUCGUUCAAAAAAAUUAAACGUUAUGUCAGAAUAUUUAGCUUGCUAACUCAUUGAUCCUCCUUUGGAGUAUACCCCUAUAUUGAGAUUAAGUCAGACUCAGUUGUUAGACUCUUGUUGAGCUCUUGUUGUUAGAGCUAUGUGUUAUACAGGUCUGUGUUUUGCCAUGAUAAUGCUGUGUUUGACAUGUCCUCUGUAAUGUUUGUUGUCAGUUUGUCAGACCUGAAAGAGUUGGUAGCUCCAGAUCUGAAGAUAAUGGCCUCGAAACAGCAUUAGGCUUGAAAUAACAAUGUUGUUAUGUGUCGAUUCAAGGUAUUAUAGUUUACUACAUAAGAUUAUAUUUAUUUCUAAGUUAUUUCUAUUGCAUUGUCUUCUUAAAACAUCAGAUGAAUGAUUAAAUCACAUUCGUCUUUUCUUAUCUAGUUACCGUAAAGCUGACCCAGCACCCCUGUUUAUCAUUUCACUGUGAAGUGAAAGUUGAUUGUACUGCAUUUUGGGUAUGGAUUCUUGAGCUCAGUUUGAAAUUGUUGUUCUAAGGAAAGCUUUUUGUAAAAUAUUAUCGGUCAAAAAUACUUUCCUUCUUCCUUGAGGUGAUACAUUAUACUUUGUGCCAGUUCGGGCUCUAUUCAAUCUGUAGCGCUGAAGCGUUACAGAUUGCGCAUGUGCUGGAAUUUUUUUAUGUUUGUGCUUUUCUAAUAACUCAUUUCUGUGUUCUGUUCGUGUGCUUUUCUAAUAACCGUUUUCUGUGUUCAUGCAAGUGACUGACUGAACGAAUCCUCAUUAUCAGUAGCUGCAAUUUGGCAGUAUGCCCAGACCUUUGUUUUGAGAACGAAAGAUAUAUCAGUUUCAAGGUCACAGCUUAGAGAGAAGAAGCCUCGUGAGGUAUUGGUCUGUCACAUAUUAUGAACCAGUAUUGGUUGGUCACCUGAAAGAAACAUGAAUUCAUUAUGCUAAAUCAUGCAAAUAUAACUUGUCUGUGUAUAGCCGUAUAUAAGACAACUGCUGGGACUGCCCCAGCAGAGCUCCUGACUGACAUGUGUACUAUGGUGCAUUGAGUUGGUUGGAACCGCUCCAGCGCGCUGAUAAUAAAGGAGCACUAUCAUUCUGUG
Molecule: messenger RNA, 2068 nt
Organism: Coregonus clupeaformis (lake whitefish)
Lineage: Eukaryota; Metazoa; Chordata; Actinopteri; Salmoniformes; Salmonidae
Product: protein CutA homolog
Exons: 7
Coding region: 123-635 (170 amino acids)
Biological process (GO): response to metal ion
Molecular function (GO): copper ion binding
Source: RefSeq, a predicted model, not a curated record